AUGAUUGGUAAUGCAGCCUUCCAAGCCCAAUAUGCCAAAGAAGCCAGUGAAUCCGAUUUUCAUAGGUUUUAUCUGAAGAUAUUUCCAUCAGAAAAUUUAGAGACUAUGACUCUACUUACCGCUUGCCUUGAAGUUGCAUGUAACUCAGAUGCAGGCCUUCGUGAUUAUGGUGCUGAAUUUAUUCAAGAAUUUGUAAAAGGAUCCACUGAUGGAGCAAGAAAUACCUUGUCUCUUCCCAAAAGAUUAUUUAACCUUAUGACAAGCCCUAGUUCUACAAAUCGCUUUCGUGCAUAUUUGAUGUUGUUGAAUGUAUCGUUUUUUCAGCGAGGAAUUAGUUCUGAAAUGUCCGAGGUAGACCAUCCAUCUAUCGGAACACAUUCUGGUCUAUCGUACAACGCUCCGACGCUUUGUGAUUCGUGGGAAGAUUAA
Molecule: messenger RNA, 429 nt
Organism: Mucor mucedo
Lineage: Eukaryota; Fungi; Mucoromycota; Mucoromycetes; Mucorales; Mucoraceae
Exons: 4
Coding region: 1-429 (142 amino acids)
Source: RefSeq, a predicted model, not a curated record